GUGCACUUUCUUCAUGCCCACCACCAUCCAGUCGCUGCCCGUCGAGCUCAUCACUCGUAUUAUCGUCCUGGGCUCCAACUACGAAUAUCCGUAUACUGAUUCUCCAUUCCUCUUCAAGCCCGUACAGAAUACCUUCUACAAUUCCCCUUCCUGCGCCUUCCAGAUCGUAGUUUCCCAUGUAUGUCAUACCUGGCGGGAAAUUGCCCUGCGAACUGCCUGCCUCUGGACUACCCUGCAUUUUCAUGAGCCCGCCCAUAUCCAAAGAGCUCGUGUAUUUCUCUCCCGUUCUAGGCCCCAGUCGUCCAGCACAUUAGACAUCCUCAUAUCAACCGUAUCUGAACCCGAAUACAUACCCAAUGUCAACCUCUAUCUCACAGAACUCCGUGACAUCUUCCAGCUCAUCGUCGGUCAUGUCAAGCGUUGGAGAUCUUUCCACCUCAAAAUUCGAGAUAAUCAGUGCAAACUGGUUGCUCGUCAGUACCUCUCUUCCUGUGGUCCUGGACCAAACCUCGAAACCCUCCAGCUCUAUCAUUUCGAGGACUUUGAAAACUCAGCAGACUUGUACCUUGCGACGUACAGGCCCCCCGUCAUAAUAUUCAAUAAUGAGGUUCCUAAAAUCAAGAAUGUAUCCUUAAUUGGCGUCAACCUCCCUUGGGAUCAGUCACCUUACCUCGAAAGUCUCCGUUCCCUUGAACUCGCCCUGCACGCUGACAAUAUUCGUCCUCCAUACGUAGACUGGGAGCACAUGCUUCGUUCCCCCGAUCUCGAGCGCCUGUCGCUUCAUUACAGUGGUCCAAGGUCGAGCGCAGGUGAUGCUAAAACUGCCUGGCCUACUUCUCUCACCUGGCCAGUUGCCAACCGCAAAGGUCCCGUGGUAUUGGAGAGGUUAACAGAACUGGGGCUGAUGGAUCUGGAGCCGGAAUAUUUGGGAAAGGUGAUGCAGGGAGUAGUCAUGACAGAUGUCACCAAGCUCUCCCUGAACCUUUCAGAGCAGGAUUACUCACCUUUUCUGGGCUCUCUAACCCGACGGGAAGGAAGCAAGAGCUCCCGAACGGGACCCCCAGUUCAUUACGCUUUGCCGAACAUCCAUUUGCUGACCGACCUGACCGUCACUGCGUUAGAAUGUUCGGUUUCUAGUUUCCGCGCGCUUCUACGCAUACUCGUUAAUCUACGUUUCUUAGACGUGGAUUUCGCUGGUUUAUGUGGUGGAGAGGGAUGGAAAGUCUUCGUUGAAGAUGAUGAUCCUGAAUAUGAGCACGAUGAAGAAAAGGGUGGAAGUGAAGCGACACGGUCGUCACGACGACCAACCCCAGAGCAGCAAGACUUAAUUGUGGAUAAGAAAAACGAUCUCGAGUGGGACCUUCCUCAAGGACCUCUACCUCGUCCACUUUCCAUGUAUGCCGGGAUGAAGGCUACGGGGUCGUCUUUGGUUGCCAGCACCUCGGCAGCGGAGGGUCGUUCGGCGAUCAUGCCAAGUCUCUUACCCAACCUCGACACUUUUCGGGCACUCAGUCUGGACGGAUCGACACUGCGUAACGUUAUCGCUUCGAGGGGAACAAUGGCGGGGAAGGUCAACUGGAUAAUACGUAUCGGCAUCCGAUACCGGGAUAUUGCAACUUCCACAGAUGACAGCAUCUUGGAUGGCAUCAUUCGGACUGGCGAGUGUCCGCUUGAGGAAAUCGGAAUUCAAGUUCCCGUCCACGUGGACUGGGUCCAGGACGAUGAGGAGGAGGAAGAAGAGGAGGAAGAGGAAGAUGGUGGUGAUGACCUAGAGUAACAAACCAUCUGGGCGUCCGCAGAUUGCGUGCCAGCGGUUUUGACAACCCUUCAAAUACAACGCAAUUCAUUCUGACAUAUAUGCCCUGCUCAUUCAUUUCUUUCUUAGGCUAGCAUAUUUCUUCUGUGUAUACCUUUUCUUUCCGGAAAUUAGGACGCUGCUUUCCCAUUUCCACAAAAUAUCCGGUUGAUUACCUUCUAGUCCACUUCUGGAAGUUCGUGUAUAUUGUAUCUUUAGGCUUCGUUUCAAUGUAUAAAAGUUCAUCCUG
Messenger RNA from Guyanagaster necrorhizus, 2045 nucleotides. RefSeq lists its product as uncharacterized. The coding region runs from base 14 to 1777 and encodes 587 amino acids. The transcript has 2 exons. The record is from RefSeq and is a predicted model, not a curated record. Lineage: Eukaryota; Fungi; Basidiomycota; Agaricomycetes; Agaricales; Physalacriaceae.